AUGUCAACCCAUAUACCUUUAGCUCCCCCUAAUAUAGUGAACAGUAUUAUAGGAGGUCAUUAUAAAGUUGGUAAGAAAUUAGGUGAAGGAAGCUUUGGUGCUAUUUUUCAAGGCACCAACUUGUUACAAAACCAACAAGUGGCUAUUAAAUUUGAGCCUAAUACAAGUGAAACACCACAACUUGAAGAUGAAUACAAUGCCUAUAAAAUCUUGUCUGGAUCAGGCAAGAAAAGAUUAGUGGGUGUACCGAACGUCUAUUAUUUUGGUCAUAGUGAAACACAUUACAUUUUGAUCAUUGAUUUGCUUGGAUCCAACCUGGAAGAAUUGUUUGAUCUUUGUGGAAGAAGGUUCUCGGUCAAGACAUUAGCCAUGUUGGCCAUUCAGAUGAUUUCUCGAAUACAAUCUGUUCAUGAAAGAGACUUGGUGUAUCGUGAUAUCAAACCAGAUAACUUUCUUCUGGGUAGACCAUAUUCUGAAGAAAUGGGCCAAGUGUUCAUUGUUGAUUUCGGUAUGGCCAAAUUAUACCGUGACCGAAUUACAAAGAAACAUAUACCUUAUCAAGAGAGAAAGAGCCUUACUGGAACAGCAAGAUAUAUGAGCAUCCAUACCCAUUUAGGAAGAGAACAAUCACGUCGCGAUGACUUGGAAGCAUUGGGUCAUGUAUUCCUGUACUUCUUAAGAGGUUCAUUACCUUGGCAAGGUAUGAAAGCUGCUAAUAACAAACUGAAAUAUGAAAAGAUUGGUGAAAAAAAGCAAUCUGAACCAAUCCGUUCCUUGUGUGAAGGUUAUCCAAAUCAACUCAUCAAAUACAUGCAAUAUACUCGUAGAUUAGGGUUUGAUGAGACACCUGACUAUGACUGGCUUCGCAAGUUGUUUUAUGAAAUCCUUCGAGAUUUAGGUGAACCAAACGAUAGUAUGUUUGAUUGGAUCCUGUUGAAUGAAGAAGAUUGGCAGAAAAUAAUGGCAGAUAAACAAAAGAACAAGAGCAAACCAUUACUGUUGGAAGCUCCUCCUUUGCUGCAUCAAAAGCGUGACAUUAUUGACUUGACUACAACACAAGAACCCACACCGAUGAAAAGAGACUAUGGCACAUUGUCCAAAGAAGACUGUAAGCAUAAAAACCAUUGUUCUAAAAAAAAAGGAUGGAGAAAGCUCAAGUCAAUCUUAACCUGUAGCACAUAA
Messenger RNA from Gilbertella persicaria, 1182 nucleotides. RefSeq names its product kinase-like domain-containing protein. Gene Ontology annotation, biological process: endocytosis; peptidyl-serine phosphorylation; signal transduction. NCBI's taxonomy places the organism in Eukaryota, Fungi, Mucoromycota, Mucoromycetes, Mucorales, Choanephoraceae. Gene Ontology annotation, molecular function: ATP binding; protein serine/threonine kinase activity. Bases 1 to 1182 code for a protein of 393 amino acids. The transcript is spliced from 5 exons. The record is from RefSeq and is a predicted model, not a curated record. Gene Ontology annotation, cellular component: nucleus; cytoplasm.